Colias croceus (clouded yellow) is the source of this 2133-nucleotide messenger RNA. RefSeq names its product gastrula zinc finger protein XlCGF57.1-like. The coding region runs from base 168 to 1763 and encodes 531 amino acids. Gene Ontology annotation, cellular component: nucleus. Gene Ontology annotation, biological process: regulation of transcription by RNA polymerase II. The transcript has 6 exons. Gene Ontology annotation, molecular function: RNA polymerase II cis-regulatory region sequence-specific DNA binding; DNA-binding transcription factor activity; zinc ion binding. The record is from RefSeq and is a predicted model, not a curated record. Lineage: Eukaryota; Metazoa; Arthropoda; Insecta; Lepidoptera; Pieridae.
AUAUAAAUAAUUGUCAAAUUUUUAAUUUACCUAUCAAUAAACAUUAAUUAAUAAUAGAAUCUUUCAAAAGUUCGUGUUUAAAUUGAAUAGCUAAAACUAAAAACAUAUACAUAAAUUAUAUGAAUUCGACUUUCAGGUUUCGAUAUAUAAUAAAUUAAUAACCAAUAAUGGUUGACUUGACAAAAACUUGUCGUACUUGUAUGAAAAAUAAUGUAAACAUGGUGGACUUAUUUGGACCAGUUAAAAUAGAAGAAAAUUGUUUGUUAAAAUUAGCUGACGUGUUGACGGAGACAACUUCUUUAGUAAUUUCAAAGGAGGAUGGUUUGCCACAAUUACUAUGCGAUACAUGCGCCAAAACUUUACAAAUUGUUCAUACAUUUCGGCUUCAAGCUGUACAAUCGGAAACCGAACUGAAGAAGAUGUUAUAUUUUACUCCAAUUAAGAAUGAACAGUAUGAGGUAGCAGUUAAACAGGAAGACUCAGAUUAUUUCGACAAUUAUGAAGAUUUCCUCAAUGACAUGGUAUCUGCGAAGCAGGACCCUGAAUCGGAAACAUACGAGUGUAAAACCUGUCAAAAACAAUUUAACAAACACAAAAAGUUUUUGAAACACUUAUCUACACAUGAAUCGGCUAGCUUAUCCUGCCCUAAAUGUAGUAAAAGAUUCCACAGACAGUCGUCAUUGGAGAAACAUUUAUUAAAACAUUGUGAUUUAGCAGAAUGUGAUAUAAAUAACACUGUAGAUAAUAAUAGUUUAGAGGUAAAGAUUGAAAAGGAGAAUGAGGAAUAUAAGUGCAGGGAAUGUGAUGCAGUGUUCAGUAAACCGAGAGCUCUGUUGACACAUUUGAGGAAGCAUGAUAAGUCAGUAAGGGAGAAGUUCAAAUGUGAUCACUGUAACAAGUAUUUUGCUCUAAAAACAUUAUUAAGGCGUCACAUGAGAUUGCAUAUGGGUGACAAGCCCUAUAAAUGCACAGAGUGUACUAAAAGUUAUUCAAGGCGAGACCAAUUGUUGGAUCACAUGAAUAAACAUAAAAAUGUUAAGCCAUAUGUAUGUCCGCAUUGUCAAAAAUCAUUUACACAACUAUGUACGCUAAAAGAUCAUGUACGGAUACACACAGGGGAAACUCCAUUUUUGUGUUCUGAAUGUGGGAAAGGCUUCAACAAUAGAUCUAAUUUACGACAGCAUCUUAUGAGGCAUGCCGGGCUCAAACCGUUUGCUUGCAAGCUGUGUCCUAAAACAUUUUGUACAAAAGGUCAAAUGACAAGUCACAUGAACACACACACGGACGCGCACCCUUACAAAUGUACAGAAUGUAACUCCACAUUCACGAAACCGACGUCCCUGAAGAAACAUAAAUUGAUACAUUUGGGAAUAAAACCGUUUGCAUGUGAUUCUUGUGAUAUGAGGUUCACGUGCAAGGACCACCUGAAGCGGCACCAGCGCAUUCACACCGGCGAGAAGCCGUACCGCUGCGCAUACUGCGAGCGCGCGUUCACGCAGAGCGGCGACCUCGUGAAGCACACGCGGAUGCACGUGGGCCAGAAUAUAUACCAAUGCGACGUAUGCCACAUGAAAUUCCGUCUAUUGCGUGAACUGAAACGUCAUUACCCGUCACACUACGAGGGCAAUGACGGCAAGAGUGACGUUCAGCAAUCAGAUAUGACGAAGGAAUCGGACGGACGGAUAACUAUCACGUUCACAAAUCUGUUGGAUAAAACUAAUGUUGGUGAUAUCACUAUAAAUUUGUCGCCGGAAAAGAGUUAACGAGAAAUGCAUGGUUUGUAUGGAAGUUUAUUGAAGUGAUAUUGGAAGAAUGUAAGUGACGUGUUUUGGUAUUUUAAAGUAAAUUUCGGUGGCUUUGUGGUACUAUUAAUAGUACUAGGUACUGUAUCAGACUCAUAUAUUGCAGAUUUAUUGUACAAAUUAAAUUUAAUCUUUUGAUUUUAACAAAGAAAGUUGUUAUUUUAAAAAUUGUAAAAUAUUUCUUUAUUUUAAAUAAUAUCGUGCUAUUAUAGCAUUUUAUGUUAUGUGUAUCUAAAAAUAUUAAAUCUUUGAAAACGAUAUUAGGUAAAAAAAUUGCGAGUUUCUUGGAUUAUAGAUUAAAAAUUAAAAGUUUUAUAAAAAGGUGCCUAUU